Salarias fasciatus (jewelled blenny) is the source of this 1894-nucleotide messenger RNA. RefSeq names its product rho GDP-dissociation inhibitor 1-like. Gene Ontology annotation, cellular component: cytosol; membrane; cytoplasm. The record is from RefSeq and is a predicted model, not a curated record. Bases 124 to 735 code for a protein of 203 amino acids. Lineage: Eukaryota; Metazoa; Chordata; Actinopteri; Blenniiformes; Blenniidae. The transcript has 6 exons. Gene Ontology annotation, molecular function: protein binding; Rho GDP-dissociation inhibitor activity. Gene Ontology annotation, biological process: Rho protein signal transduction.
GCCGCUGUGCGGGGCCGCGCACGGGCGGCGCCGCUCCCUGUCCGCCAUAGUCCCGUUCCACCGGAGCUCCGAGCAGAGGGUCCCGCACCGGCUCCUGAAACCGCGCACAUUCCACCCGAAGACAUGGCCGACGAUGAGGCGACUCCGGAGCAGCUCGCAGCCAUCGCCGCCGAGAACGAGGAGCCCGAGCCGGUGAACUACAAGCCGCCGGCGCAGAAGACGGUGAAGGAGAUCCACGAGCUGGACAAGGACGACGAGAGCCUGCGCAAAUACAAGGAGGCUCUGCUCGGGGCCGGGGUCGGCGAGGCAGAUCCCAACGCUGCGAACGUGGUGGUGACCCGGAUGAGUCUGAUGUGUGAAGCAGCCCCCAACCCGCUGGUCCUGGACCUGCAAGGAGACCUGGAGGCCUUCAAGAGCCAGUCCUUUGUCCUGAAGGAGGGAGUGGAGUACAAGAUCAAGAUCAGCUUCAAGGUCAACAACGAGAUCGUGUCGGGGCUGAAGUACGUCCAGCAGACGUACAGGAAAGGAGUGAAGAUUGACAAGUCGGACUACAUGGUGGGCAGCUACGGGCCGCGGUCCAGCGAGUACGACUUCCUGACCACCUCGGAGGAGGCUCCCAAAGGCCUGAUGGCUCGAGGGAACUACGUCAUCAAGUCCAAGUUCACCGACGACGACAAGCACGACCACCUGUCCUGGGAGUGGAACCUGAACAUCAAGAAGGACUGGAAAGACUGAACAGGAGGAGAGGGGGGGGGGGGGGGAGGGGGAGCAGUCCCCCCUCCUCUGGCUCCUCCCCCUCCCCCGCCCCGCGGUCCGCCACCGUCUCUGCCUUCUUUAUUUUGACUUUGUGGUGCAUUUCAUGCUGUCAUGCCUUAGUUUGACGCCUCUCUGUCUUAACACCCCCCCAUCCUACCCCCACCCCCCCUCAGCAGCAGUAGCAACCCCCCCCCUCCCCCGUCCGUCCAUCUCCACACUACAUUUCCUUUUUUUUUUGCACACGAGUCUGCUGAGGUCUGUUUAUGUCCUGAAACCAGGAGAAUGACCGCGACCGGCCCACCUGUCCCACUCCUGAAAGAACACAGGAACAGACGGAGGAGAGGAAGUGGGAGGGGCCCCAGUGUCCCGCCGCACUCCUCCUCCUCUAUACUGCUGGUUCUGUUGUUUUUUUGCUGCUUGAAGAGAUUAAACUUCCUCCUCUUCCUCCUCUCUUCCUCUUCCUCUCCAGUGUCUUCCUCAGUGUCCCGUGGUUAAAAGCAACUGUACAAUCAGCUUUUCUUUGCCUUUUUUUUAUAUAGAAAUGUAUUGAUGGUUGUGUAUUGUGAUUGUAUUCACUUCACUGUUAAUCAGCUGUUGUGUUCAUGGCCUGCACCCCCCCCCCCCCCCCCCCCCCCCCCCCCAUCUUUUUGAUAUAAUCACCGACACCUGCCUUCUACCAGUGGAUGCUUUUGGCCGCCUCCCUCCCUCCCUCCCUCCUCCGUCGGUUGACCCUGCUGUGCCCCCCCCCCCCCCCCCCCCACCCGAGUCUAACUUCCUGUCGUCACAGGAAGCUGAAUGUUGAAAUGGAGAACAUCUCAUGGAGGCGUGAGAACCAGCUCCAAGAGAGAAGAGUUGUUUCCCCUUCUGCCUUAACGUUCACGUCUCUCUCCCCCCCCCACACCCCCCCACCCCCCGGAGGAGGCGCCGGUCCGAGGAGGAGGAGGGCUCAUUCUGUCACAUUUGAGUUCCUGUCUGUUCUCCUGAAGGUGAGGAUGAUGAUGGUGAUGAAGACGUUCCAUACAUUCCUUCACGUUGUACAGUUUGUAUGAAAACGCUGGCUGCUGGUGUCUCUCGCUCUCUCUCUCUCUCUCCGGUCAUCCUCUGUGGUUGCUCUUCUGUCAAUAAACAUUUUGCUCAA